Molecule: messenger RNA, 1713 nt
Organism: Mixia osmundae IAM 14324
Lineage: Eukaryota; Fungi; Basidiomycota; Mixiomycetes; Mixiales; Mixiaceae
Exons: 3
Coding region: 1-1713 (570 amino acids)
Source: RefSeq, a predicted model, not a curated record
AUGGACCGAGAGAGAGCUGCGCUAUUGUCGGAUACUCUCGAGGACGACCAGACAUCAUCCCCUCUAGCAAAUGAUGCGAGCGCCAAGACAUCUUCAUCAGAUGAGCGGUACUUUGAAAAUUUCGGCAACAGAGACCAGCCGUCUCGGCGCCAUCGGCGGUGGAAGGUAGUCGCUGCACUUGCAGUGGCCACGGUCGUCGUCGCUCUGGUCAGCUCUCCGACAGUCUACACUUCAGGCUUAUCAAGCAAGACGGUAGAAGCCCUGUCAUACGUUUGCCCGACGUUAUCGGAUCCGGCAAAGACUGCAGAAGAUUCCUUCUACACAGACAGGGAGACGAUAGAGAAGCUCAAAGGUCUUCACAUCGCCGUUGAGGAAGUAGCUGGCUACCACGGCGAAGUGGUAGCCGCGACGCUAUACGCCGCCCAAGGACUCGGCAGCCGGAUCACGCUCUUUCGCGAUUAUCUCGGUGGGGGCCUUGACACUAUCGUCGGAGCCUAUUACCAAGGAUGCAAUCUACCCACGGCUGCGCUCAUUCAGAUGCUGAGCUAUGGCCCCUGGAAGGGCUCUCUUGUGGAUGACAGCGCCGAGAACGUGCCUGGACCGCCGACGAGCAAGCACAUAGAGCUGAACGCGGCUAAUAACGCAACACUGGAAGCUUACUUCUCGGCGCAUCCGAUCGAGGUUCUGCUACUCAGCUCGUGCUCGGAAUCGAUCGGCGUGUAUGGCAAAGAUAUUGUCGAGGCUUGGGACGCUCGGCCGUUCGAUGCCAAGUUCCAGGUCGUUUGCACUAUACAUCAUGCUGACCGCUUCACAUGGGGCGACAAAUUUUUUGGCCUCGAGCAACGAGGCGCGCUCAAAAUCCUUACACUCAACAAGGCCGCUCAGACCUUUGCGUACGAUCGCUCAAUGUCAUACGCGUCUUCCGCUGGCGAACGCGGCGGCCUAGAGCUGUCGUUCGAUUCAGUCCUCAUUCGAGCCUUUGCACCCAUCUUUCCAGUGCCCGGACUGCCUCCGCGGCCAGCCAACGCUGAGCUUGAUUCGGUGGUCGUCCAAGGCGGUCUCAGCCAGACCAAGCGUGACUAUGCGGGCAUCUUCAGCGAUAUGCAAGGUUUCCUGGAAGAGGACGCAUCCUUAUGGGGCUACCGCUACGAUGCCUCGACGGAAAUGUACGAAGAAGACACGUCAAUUGCACAGCCGUUCAAGAUCCACCUCAUCGGAAGCGGGCGUCUCGCUGUGCCCAUGAACAUCAGCAAGAUUGCAAUCGUUCAGUCUGGCUUGGAUUAUAUCUCGUUCUACCGGCUCAUCAACUCAGCGCAACUGCUAAUGCCCGCUUUCAAUCUCGAAGGCUAUCUGACGACGAUGGCCUCUAGCUCCAUCGCUGCUGCCGUAUUGUCCAUGACGCCCGUCUUGGCAGACAACCGCAUCAUGCGGGCCUACUCUUAUCUCAACGAGCGCAAUGCGGUCAUCAAGCCCUUUGACAUGUCUGACAUGCAAGCUGUCAGGCGACUCAAAUUCGGUGAAAGCCUGGUAGAGGGACGACCAAACGCCAAACUGGGACAAUGGCGAGACGACUAUUGGCAGCUUGACGUGCCUUCAGUCUGGGCAGAUCGCCAUCACACAAGCUAUGCGCGAACACAAGCUGAGAUUGACGCUGCCACGCGCGACAUCCACCAACAAAACCGUAAGCAUCUGGCAUACACAAUAUUGAAUUGA